This is a messenger RNA of Canis lupus familiaris (dog), 6778 nucleotides long. RefSeq names its product family with sequence similarity 135 member B (gene FAM135B). Lineage: Eukaryota; Metazoa; Chordata; Mammalia; Carnivora; Canidae. Bases 55 to 4230 code for a protein of 1391 amino acids. The transcript is spliced from 20 exons. The record is from RefSeq and is a predicted model, not a curated record.
GGGAGCCGGGGAGCCCUGCAGCGGGAGGCAGGCAGGUAAUGAACCAAAAAGAUCAUGUCUGAAGUACAAGGAACGGUUGAGUUUUCUGUAGAGCUACAUAAAUUUUAUAAUGUGGAUCUCUUUCAGAGAGGGUAUUACCAGAUCCGAGUGACCUUGAAGGUGUCCUCAAGGAUCCCCCACAGACUGAGCGCCUCCAUCGCUGGGCAGACAGACAGCAGCAGCCUGCACUCAGCCUGCGCCCAUGAGAACGUCGUGCACAGCCGGGUCUUUCAGAUCUUAUACAGGAAUGAAGAGGUUCCCAUAAAUGACGCUGUGAUCUUCCGAGCUCAUUUGCUCUUAGAUGGAGAAAGGGUGGAAGAGGCGUUAAGUGAAGUUGAUUUUCAGCUCAAGGUGGAUCUGCACUUCACAGACAGUGAACAACAGCUGAGGGACGUGGCGGGGGCACCUCUGAUCAGCAGCCGCACGCUCGGCCUGCACUUCCACCCCCGGAGGGGUCUGCACCACCAGGUCCCCGUCAUGUUCGACUAUUUCCACCUGUCAGUGAUCUCGGUGACCAUCCACGCUGCCCUGGUGGCUCUGCAGCAGCCCUUGAUCAGUUUUACCCGUCCGGGAAGAGGCUCCUGGCUUGGUAAAGGCGGGCCAGACACAGGACCAGAACAGUCCAGCCUCUCUCUGGAAAACCUGGUCUUCGGAGCCGGAUACUGCAAGCCGACAUCCUCAGAGGGGAGCUUCUAUGUGCCGUCGGAGAAUUGCAUGCAGCACGCGCACCGGUGGCACCGGGACCUGUGCUUCCUGCUCCUACAUGCCUACCGGGGGCUCCGCGCCUACUUCCUGGUCAUCAUGAGGGACAUCCCCGAGCUGCCGCACAUGGAGCUGGAGUCCCUUGGAGUUGAGGAAACGCUCUCUCAGCUUUGCUCAGAGCUACAGAUGUUGAACAAUCCAGAGAAGAUAGCUGAGCAGAUAAGUAAGGAUCUCGCCUGGCUCACCUCCCACCUAAUGGCUCUGUGGACCCAGUUCCUAGACACGGUGACUCUACACUCCCAGGUGACCACUUAUCUCACCCAGGAACAUCACACCUUGAGGGUCCGAAGGUUUUCUGAGGCCUUCUUUUACAUGGAGCACCAAAAACUUGCAGUCCUGACUUUCCAGGAAAAUCUGAUACAAACCCACAGCCAGCUGUCUCUGGACAUCCGGAAUUCGGAGUACCUCACCACCAUGCCCCCACUGCCCGCGGAGUGCCUCGACAUCGAUGGCGACUGGAACACCCUGCCCGUUAUCUUUGAGGACAGAUACGUGGACUGCCCUGCAACAGGGUGCAAUUUGAGUGUUUACCCUAAUUUUGAUGUUCCAACAAGUCCUGCAAUAAUGAAUCUAAAAGACACAGAAGAGAACGCUAUUAUAAAUAGAAAAUCACCUUUUAGGGAAGACCUUGUCUUGCCCACCAUGAAACCACUUCAGAUGGACUCUGAUGAGGAAGUUACUAGGUGUCCAGAGCCAGACAAUAGCAUAACCACACCAAAACAUGUGGAUGUGUGCUCCAAAUCUCAGGUGUAUCUGACAAUUGGUGAGUUCCAGAACAAGGCAGAUCUGCCUGAAGAUGAAUGUUGGACUGGCCAGAGGUCUGAUGUUGGAACACAUCCACUGGCAGAUGAGGACCUGCCCAGAAGGAGUCCAGGUCCAGAGGAUGGCCAGGCCCCAGUACUCACCUACAUUGAUGUGAAAUCUAGCAAUAAGAAGCCUUGCAGUGCUGAACCCACAGUGGUCAUUAGUGCUCAGCAUGAGAGUGGGCACUCUCAAGAUAACUAUGAAUCAGACAGAACUGUGCCAGGCAAAGACAUAGCAGGUGGAAGUCGUCCAAAUGCCAUCAUUUUGGAGAAAACAACACUCCAUGAGUUAAGUACUCUAGGAAAGGUUGCAGACCAGGAGGGCAAGGUGGUGCUGCUAAGUCUAAAGCUCAUCCCCUCUGAGCCCUGUGAUCCACUAAACUCCACUUUGAGGGAUCCCUUGGAUGUUAGGGCUUCCCCAAAGGACCCUCAUGCAGAGGAACAGGAGGAAGUGUCGGUGCUCUCUGGGGUCAUCAAGAGGUCCUCUUCCAUCAUCUCUGAUUCAGGCAUUGAGAGCGAGCCAAGCUCUGUUGCCUGGUCCGAGGCACGAAGCAGGGCCCUGGAGUUACCCAGUGAUCGAGAAGUCUUGCACCAUCUGGUUCGACGACAUGCCCUGCACAGGAACUCCUUAGAGGGUGGACACACAGAGAGCAAUACGAGUUUGCCAAGUGGGAUCCAGGCAUCUCUCACCUCCAUUAGCUCUUUGCCUUUUGAGGAGGAAGAGCGGGAGUUGGCCAACACCAAGUUGACCAAGUCUGUGUCUGCACCCCAGAUCAGUAGCCCAGAGGAGUCCUCUGAAGACACGGACACGAUGCAGCAACGUGGAGGUCUUGCUGAAAGGUCAGCCAUACCCAUCAAGAGCAUAGACUCCCCAGGUGCCGGGACAGACUCUUUCCCUGGGCAGGUGGUUUCAGGUGCUGACAACCAGCAGGGCCCUGGUUACAUAGACAUCCCCAAAGGUAAAGACAGUCAAUUUGAUCCUCAAGGACCUUGUUGUCUUGAUGGCAGGACUGAGAACCCUCCAGACAUUGAAACCAAAGGUCUUAAUUUAGAAAUACCACGUGUCAUAGCACUUGAAAACCCUCAGAAUGGAUCUUGUCCUGGAGUACUAAUGGAGACUCCAAAGGGCAUGCCUGAAGACUUGAAUGUGGAGAAAGGAGCUCUUUCCGACAGCAGCAUCUCAGAUGAUGAGACUGUCGCCCACCAUAAGGUGCCUGAAUGGAGCUGUACAGCAGCCGCUAAUGCCAGUGACCUGGGUUCAACAGGCGAGCAGAGCAGCUCACCUUGCAUCAUUGAUGAUGCAGCAUUUAGCAAAGGAUCUCAAGCUCCUCUGGAGGCCGGACAUGAAGCAGGCACUGUGUGCUCCACUGUGACUCACUCCAUUAACUCCCAGCUUUUAGGAACCCAAGAACCAAGGGCAGUCACUUCCGUCAUGGUGUCCCACCUGACCCCUGCAGAGACCUUCACUCUGGACAGCCUGAAAGCCGUGGAGGUCGUCAACCUGUCUGUGUCUUGCACUGCCACGUGUCUUCCUUUCUCCUCCGUGCCCAAGGAGACCCCUGCCCGGGCUGGAUUCGCCUCCAAACAGACCCCGUUGCCCAUCACUCAUCAGCCUUUGGGUUCCUUUGGAGUUGUUUCUGCCCAUUCCAGCAAGUUGGAGGAAGAAGUCAGUGAAAGGAUGUAUAGUUUUUAUCAGGCCAAAGAAAAAUUUAAAAAAGAACUGAAGAUUGAUGGAUUUCUGUACAGUGACUUAUCUGUACUAGCUUCUGAUAUACCGUAUUUCCCACCAGAGGAAGAGGAAGAAAAUUUGGAAGAUGGGAUUCACCUGGUAGUCUGUGUCCAUGGCCUAGAUGGGAACAGUGCAGACCUCCGCCUGGUAAAGACUUUCAUAGAACUGGGGCUUCCUGGAGGAAAGCUGGACUUCCUAAUGUCAGAGAAGAAUCAGAUGGACACAUUUGCAGAUUUUGAUACCAUGACGGAUCGGUUGUUGGAUGAAAUCAUUCAGCACAUCCAGUUGUACAACCUCUCCAUAUCCCGAAUUAGCUUCAUUGGCCAUUCCCUCGGCAACAUCAUCAUCCGGUCGGUCCUCACACGGCCCCGGUUUCGGUAUUACCUCAACAAACUCCAUACAUUCCUGUCGCUGUCUGGGCCUCACCUGGGGACCCUGUACAACAACAGCACGCUGGUCAGUACAGGUUUGUGGCUCAUGCAGAAAUUAAAGAAAUCUGGGUCCCUUCUGCAGUUGACCUUCAGGGAUAACGCUGAUCUGCGCAAAUGUUUCCUCUACCAACUAAGCCAGAAAACAGGUCUGCAGUAUUUCAAAAAUGUCGUGCUGGUGGCUUCUCCCCAGGAUCGCUAUGUGCCAUUUCACUCCGCCAGGAUCGAAAUGUGUAAAACUGCCCUCAAGGACAGACACACAGGGCCCGUGUAUGCGGAGAUGAUCAACAACCUCCUGCGCCCUCUGGUCGAGGCCAAGGACUGCACUCUGAUCCGCCACAAUGUGUUCCACGCCUUGCCCAACACUGCCAACGCGCUGAUCGGCCGAGCCGCCCACAUCGCCGUGCUGGACUCCGAGCUCUUCCUGGAGAAGUUCUUCUUGGUGGCGGGGCUCAACUACUUCAAGUAGCGGCCUGGGGGCUGGGCCAGAAGCUCUGCGACCCCGGGAGCGCGUUAGCGGAGACAUCCUUGGUGGCCCUCCGCCACUCCAGGCGGAGCUCAGAGAGGAAGGCGCCGUGGCCGGGAGGGUGGGGUGGGGCCGGCCAUUCCAGGUGCUUCCAUUUCGGAGAUUUGGGAAAAGCUGAACCGGUCCGGUAGUGUCACCGACAAGACUUUGUCCGAACCUGUCCAGCCACCUGGAGUCUCUUUCAAGAUGCUUUCUAGGGAAAAUAUGACAAAAUAAAGAAACAGAAUACUUGGACCUGGUGAGCCCACCUUUUACCUACCCCUGGCUCACAGAGAUUGCUCCAGUGUUACUAGGUCUGUCUGGUAUGUUCCUAGCUCAUAGCUUUAUCAUUCUGAUUAAAUUAAGUGCAUACAAGCAUUUCAGAACUCAGGUUAACCUCUGUGUGGAAGUGGAACGUCUUUGUGUAAAUAUAAUCCUUACUAGAUUCAAAUGUGCCACUUGUGCAAGACAAUGUGAUGCCCACACGAUCAUUCUCUCUCAUGUUUUCUCAACAAGGGGCAAAGGAAUGCUUUAUAAACUCCGAUUCUCUUUCAUUAACAGCAGUGGGUGGGGUAGGGUAUGGGAUUUAAGGUACGGGGGCCGGACAAAGGCGAUGCUCUUGGGAAAUGCAGGUUUGUUACAAAGAAAAACAACUAGAAGGAAUGUGGUGGGGAUGAGUUGCUUCACCCACUCCUCCAGACUGUCUAUGCAGAGCCCUGGCCCACAGAUUAUUUCUGUGAUUGCUUAAAUCUCUGUCUGUAGUCGGGAAAACGGACUUAGAUCAAACCUAGCAGAAGGGGGCACUGAGGUUGAUGCAUGCAUGUGAAGCUCCUGCUGAAAUUCUUCCAAAGAAAUGCUACGUUAGCAUCUGAUGCAAUUGCAAAAAAAAAAAAAAAAUACAAAUACAAAUAAAACCAUUAACAUGGCCAGCUGCUUCUCCUCUCCGUGGAAGGAGAAACAUCUAAACGGAGGAGUGCUGGAUUAAACCUCAGGGGAGCUCUAAGAAGGUGCUGGUUAUCUUUCAAUAGAAAUGUCUUCUUGCCUUAGGAAAAUAAAGGGCUAGGAGAGGUCACCAUUGAUAAAAACCAAUAAAUGGCAGGGACGACAGUGAGAUCAGAGAGGAGGACAGCAGCCAGAUUGAGGACCCAGCUCAAAUUGUUACUGGUAAGUCACAUAAGGGAAGUUUUGGAAAUUGCCAGGGUAUUUGAUAGGGUUCCAGAGACUGAGCCCACUCUUGGCCUAAAGGAAGCCUGGAGAAUCACCUAGUCACACUGAAGGAAUGGGUGAACCAGGAAGGUAGGGAUGACUCACCCGAGAGACCCAUCUUCAGGAAGCAGAAGCUCCCAUUUCUGCAGACUCCCCUCCUAACCUGCAGAAACUAAUCUGCCACCAGGUUCCUGGUCUCAGCGCCUGGACCGAGCCCUUUGGUCAUCAGUGCCAUGGUCUUAAAACCAAGUAAAUCUUGGCCCAUCUGAGAAUUUCAGUCCUCCCGUGUUAACAAUGGGACUUUGCAGAAACAAGCGCAGACCGUGAGAGACCAGUGCAGGUAGGCAGCUUCGCAGGAUGGUAGACUGGUGGGUUUCUCAUGAAAGAAGGUGGGGGCGGAGUUGAAUGAGCCCCAAAGGCAGACUUCCACACGGUGGAGUCAGAGUUUCUCUGUGGGACUUCUGCAAACUUUCAUUUUGUCCUAGGCCUAACCCAUAUGGGAUCAGUUAAGUCCUGUGGGUAUUUUUCCAAGUUCUCGAUGUGCGUAGACUGGUUGCUCGUGAACACCGAACGCAGUAUAACCCAGGAGGAAUGGGUUCCUGCAGUGGAGCCCAUGACGUUGUGUUUCCUGGUCCAGGCGAGUGUUCAUGCUCAGUGCGGGACCAUACGUUUGUAGCAACUUCUCCUUUUUUGGCCAAACGAGGAGCCCUGCCCCUCUGAUGAGAGCAUUUCAUUUUGUGUUUCCGAUACCCAUCAGCAAAGUUUGUCAUUCCUCGGUCACUUGAAAGACCGUGUAGCCGGUGGUUAUGGAGCCAGGGUGAAUCCAAUGACCAUCGUCUUUUCCAAUAACCGGAUGCCAUUUUUAACUUCAAUAUGCUGUCUGGACAUAGUGAGAACUAAUGGCAAUAAACGUCCAGCUGCAUGGUGCACCCCUUUUUUAUGGGGGUGAUCUGCUGUCUUUGUAAACCCUCUCUGGCCUCUGAGCAUCUAUUCUAUUGUGUAGAAAGUACAUCUCUAUAUUGUAAAUAAGAGUGUCCAGUGUUGCGUGUCAUGCCUCAUUUGAAAAGGCUUUUUUAUGUCUCUUUCUAUUGAAGUAUAGAUAUCUAAUAUAUAUACAUAAAUAUAUAUAUAUAUAAUGUAAAACAGGGACAUUAUAUUAUUUAUUAUAAAAUUAUAAACAAAAUGCCUGCCAAGAUAAUGGUCUAGUAUGUUUUCAUUCUUAGCAUAACUUUUGUGGGGUUUUUUUUUGUUUUGUUUUUAUGGUUAAGUUUCUCAGAAGUAGGUAGAAAUAAAAAUUGCUACUGUU